ACUAUUUUACCUUGAUACUCUCAUAAUACAACACAUUAAAAUUUUACACACACCCACACACACGUUACGGGGGCGUGGUCGUUCAGCUUCAGUUCAAGCUGCUAAUAGGCUUUUCUGUUUAUUCUGUGAGGCCACGACAGCGGACAAAACAGCAGGAGGAGAUGUGCACACAGAACAGCAGGCUAAACAGACAGCAGCACUUCUUUAUUUAGUGUUUAAAAGUCGCCAACUUCCUGUUUUAAAACUGUUUUAAUCUUGGCAAGGAAACGUUUUGCACGGAGCCUGCGCAGACACGCAAUAGGGGAACGAUUGUUAACUGCCAAAAUAUUACAAGUAGGCCAUGCCAAUCUUCAGAUCCACUCUCACUGGCCAAACCCUCCACGUUUUGCCAAACCUUUAACUGAAGACCUCUCAGUGCCAUUUACUCAGUACGCGCUCUCAGCUGGAGCAGGAUGCAGCACGAGCGCCUGCUCAAAGUUUUGGUCAUCGGCGAUUUGGGAGUCGGGAAAACGUCCAUCAUAAAGCGCUACGUCCACCAGGUGUUCUCACACCAUUACCGGGCCACCAUUGGCGUGGACUUCGCCCUCAAAGUGCUCAACUGGGAUCACAAGACCGUGGUGCGGCUGCAGCUGUGGGACAUCGCCGGACAAGAACGCUAUGGCAACAUGACCCGUGUGUACUACAGAGAGGCUGUGGGGGCUCUUGUGGUCUUCGACAUGACCAGACUUUCCACGUUCCAGGCCAUCCUCAAGUGGAAAGGAGACCUGGACUCAAAGGUUGCUUUGAACAAUGGAAGGCCGGUUCCAGCUGUUCUAUUGGCCAAUAAGUGUGACCAGCGGUGUCAUGGUUUGUGCCCCAAGCUCCCCAAACUGGAGAAGUUCUCCAGAGACUGUGGAUUCGUCGGCUGGUACGAAACGUCUGCCAAAGACAAUACCAACAUCGACGCCGCCAUCACAUGUUUGGUGAAAAACAUCAUGUCUGUGGAUGAGGAAGGAGCCUCGAAUGGCACCACGGCCAAAGCUGAACCAGAAGGCCAGAAGCACAGUGAUGACUCUAUCCACACCUCCCUCAUCAUGCCGUUCAGUAUCAGCCCUCAGUUUCUCAUCAGCCUCCUGCUGCUGGGCCUUUCUGUCGUCUUGUCUGGCAGCCUCUACCCGUGGGUCCUCAGAUAUGUCUGCAUCGGCUGCUGCCAGCCCUUCGCAGUCCUCGCUGAGUCAGAAGCCCUGGCCGGGAUGGUGUGAAGCCAUCACCUUCUGCUGAGAGACUCACUCACACAUCACACAGGAUAGUUCCCAUUCUUCACAGGUAAAGAUGACAUGUCACACCUGUGCAUUGGCUCUGUUCACUAGAGUGCUGGACUUCAUAUAAAAAUUAUGUCUCACUUUAUGACUUUAUGACUUUACAGCCAUAAUGUGUGGCAAAAUGUUUGCUUAAAGUUUAUUGUUAUAUCUUGUAAACUUUGCCUUUUCAUAUGCGAUAGGAAUCGAAAACUAUUUGCACUGUAAAGAGCUCAGUAAGUGUCAAGGGGAAAAUAAAAAAAAGUAAU
Molecule: messenger RNA, 1546 nt
Organism: Monopterus albus (swamp eel)
Lineage: Eukaryota; Metazoa; Chordata; Actinopteri; Synbranchiformes; Synbranchidae
Product: ras-related protein Rab-38
Exons: 5
Coding region: 453-1241 (262 amino acids)
Biological process (GO): endosome to lysosome transport; phagosome-lysosome fusion
Cellular component (GO): late endosome; phagocytic vesicle; trans-Golgi network
Molecular function (GO): GTP binding; GTPase activity
Source: RefSeq, a predicted model, not a curated record